Ipomoea nil (Japanese morning glory) is the source of this 3233-nucleotide messenger RNA. Its product is annotated as UPF0505 protein. The record is from RefSeq and is a predicted model, not a curated record. Bases 214 to 2967 code for a protein of 917 amino acids. NCBI's taxonomy places the organism in Eukaryota, Viridiplantae, Streptophyta, Magnoliopsida, Solanales, Convolvulaceae. Gene Ontology annotation, cellular component: endosome; retromer, cargo-selective complex. The transcript is spliced from 23 exons. Gene Ontology annotation, biological process: protein transport; endocytic recycling; retrograde transport, endosome to Golgi.
UGUCUAUGGAGUAUUUUCCAAAUUUCUAAAUAUACCUAAAAUCGUUAUAAUCGCGGAAAGCCUUUGUGAAACCAAAAUGACCGUUCGACUAAAAACACUGAGCAAACUGCUCCGCAGUUCUUUCUAUUAGAUUCAAUUCAAUUCAAUUUUCAACUGAGUGUUUUCUUUAAUAGUUAAGGGUAGAUUCAAUUCAAUUUAGAGACAAAAUUGUUCAUGGAGCUGAAUUUCCGCGAUCGAGACUAUAGGGGCGAAGCAGAGGCGCACGCUCUCCCUCGCGUACCUGCAGCAAUUCAUCCUCUUUCCACUCCGUCGCCGCCGCAUCACCAGGGUGACGUUGCGGACUAUGGGAAGGAUGACUUCUUUGAUCCAUUAAGGAGACAUGAUGUGAAAGCUGAUGCUUCUUCAAAGGAUUUACCAGAUGGAGUUAAAUCCCCCAGUGAAGUCUCUCCUCCUUUAUCAGAGAAGGAAUGGACUUCUUUCAGGAAUUUCUUGAUGAAAAGAUUUCCCAUUUCAAGAAUGAUUUCUAUUUCUUCAAUGUCAGGUUCAAUUAUGAAGAGUGCCAAGGGGAAUGAGAAACCAUCAACAAAUGUACAUUUAGAGGAACUUGAAGAUCCUGACACAUUUGCUGAAGAAGGGAUUAAAGUUAUCAGCCACCGGGAGUAUGUUUCUCACCUCUAUGAACUCAAAGAUGAGAUUAAUCAUGCUUGGAAGGCAGAUAACCGUGUAGCAUCUCUUAAGUUGUCAAUUAAGGUUGCUAGGCUACUAAUGGACACAUCUGGCACACAAUUUUAUCCAACUCUAUUUGUUCUAGCUACAGAUGUAAUUGAUAUGCUUGGGCAUCUAGUCUGGGAACGCAUCAUUCAAAAAGCCAAAUAUGGUGAAGAUGGAAAGGUUAUUCACUCUUUGCCUGAUAAUUUUCGGGCUAGUGAUAUCUGCACUGAUGCUAAAGAGACUUGCUAUAAUUGGUUCUGCAAAGUUGCUUCCGUCCGUGAGCUUCUUCCACGCAUUUAUUUGGAGCUUGCCUUGUUGCCUUGCUGGCGUUUCCUUCUUGACAAACCCAUGGAUUGCAUUCAUCGAUUAGUUAUGAUGAUAAGGGGCAUUUCAGAUCCUUUAGCAUCAUUUUAUUGUCGCUUAUAUUUGGUCCACUGUGCGCAAAAGCUACCAGAUCAUUCUAUAGGGUAUCUGGUAAAUUGUAUUAAUGACAUGAAAACUCUUUUCAUGGAUAUCGCAUCUAUGGAAAAAUCCAAAUAUCAGAGUCUUUCAGAAAAAAAGAUGCUCAUGGGAUUAGUUGAACCAGCUGUCGAGUACAUCAUGAAAUGCUUAUUCAAAGACUGUAAUCCGUUGCAGGUUGGUGACAUACUUGUGGGGCUUGGACUGGGAAGGAGCCAAUCAAAACUGUUUGGAAAUUCUUCUUGCAGCUCAAUUAUUCUCCAUCAUUUAUUAAAGGAACUCCCUGUAGGAAUUAUUUGCUUAAAUGCCCUAGACAUUCUUCAUCUUAUUGAGUGCAGCAAUGAUUACUCUUUUGAUCAGUCUUUGAAUUAUAAGUUACUUGGACUGCGAUUGUGUGAAAAUACAUCCCAAGUUAGCGAGGUUGAUAUUGUUAUAAAGAAGGUUAUUCAGGUUGUUUCUCGUUAUGAUAGCCUUGAUGAGUACAUUAAAGUUGUAGAUGCUUUUGCAGAAAUUAUACUUCAGAAGCAGAUGGACAGUUAUCUGAAUGUAAUAUUGGAUGGCAUAUUUGAUCGAGCUUCCAGUGAAGAGAUUAGGGACAUUGAAUUGACAAGUUUGCAAUCGAUACUUAUGAAGCUUCUUAAUCAUUUUGGCAACAUUGAUAACAUAUUGAAUAUGAAUCAUUUUAUUGACAUCUUAGAUGCGAUGUAUGGAAGCUCAAGGAACACUGUUAAUAUGAAGAUCCUUAGCAUAGCCACUGGUGAAAAUGCUUCUAUUCGAGAUCCUACGACCAUUCAGUUUCUGUUUGAAGUUUCUCGGGCUUUGCAUGAUGAAAUUAAUCUUCUCAGUAAAAGAGAUGAUGAAAAUCGAGAAGCAGCUUGUCUAAUUUCUCGUUUUGUAAACAUGGUUGACUAUGGACCUGAAGUUGAACACCAUUUAGAAUUUCUACUUGAGAGCCGUGGAGCUUUUGGCUGCAUGAAUGAAGUCAAGGAAACCUUGGUACACUCCUGCAAUCACCUAGCAAUUAAAUCUAUGAGAAAUGACAACAAACAUCCAAGCUUUGUCAAAUCUUGUGUAGCGUAUUGUGAAGUUACAGUACCAUCUAUUUCAUCAUGUCUGAAACAGUUAAACCUGUAUCUAGAAACUGCUGAGGUUGCACUGAUGGCUGGUUUAGUUUUGCACUCAGAAGGACUCUUAGAUUCAGUAUUUACAUGCUUGCACAAUGUUGACCAAUUAGAAGAGUUGCAGAUCCUGAGUUAUGGCGAUAGAGUUACUAACUUAUUAUGCAAAUUAUGCAGUCUUCUUGUUAUGCUUCCAGGUAAUCCUGAUCAAGGAGUCACAAGCAUCCACAAGAAUAUAUUAUCUUUCCUCAACUCCCAAUCUGGGCUGACAGUAGGGAUGAAGAUAAAAGUGUUAUGUGGACUUAUCCAGUCAUCUGCUGCUUUGGGCCAGAAUACACCUCCAUACCAUGAACUCCACAAGAAGAUGAAUAAUGUCUGUUUAUUCUAUGGUGAUCCAACAUAUAAGGAAGAACUUCUGCAAGUAUCUGCUGUUAUUCUUCAGAGCAUUAACAAUAUUGUUUUACUAGAGUCAAAUCAGGCUGCUCGUGGAUAUCUUGCACUUGAUGCCUGCAAUUGUAUUGCAUCAACAUUCAGUGUGUGUGAUGAAAUAUCAGAAAUGUGUUUCCAACUCUUAAAUACUGCCAAAUUAGCUGUGAGCGUGGACAACAAGUAUCUCGAGUCUACCGUGAAAUUUCUUAAUGAAUGCCAACUUCUUCCAAGGGAGGUUCACACGAAGUAGAGAUUUGCUUGCUUUUGAUGUGAUAGAAUAACACUAACGUGACGUUUGGUUUGUGGAAUACAUGGGAAUGGAAUGUCAUUUUGUGGAAUAGAUCUAUUUCGUUGUUUGGUUUGGUUUGGUUUGGUUUGGUUUUUACAUCAAAGAAUAGAAUCUCACCGAAUGGGUUAUUUCCUUUGCCAUAGGAAUAGUCAUUCACAAAGCCUUCUUUGGUAUUAGCUAUUUCUAGUCCAGUAGUCCAUUAGGAAUAACAUUUUUUUUUUAAUUUU